ACCCCUAAAGAAGAUGAAAGAUAGAGAGAUCCAAAUCACAUCUCAUUUGUAAUCUAAAAAAUUCAUUCACAAAAAAAUAAAAUAAACAAAAUAAACAAAAACAUCCAAAAACAAAAGUCACAGAAUUUUUGUUCCGAUCUUCUGAAUAUCCACAACAAUGCUCUGCUAUGUCGGCAAAGCCACCAAGAUUUUCAUUUUCAUCGUCACCGUCGCCGUCGUCAUUGGCCUCGUCGUAGUUUUCGGUGUUGUCCGCCGUCACUCUCACCACUGCUCCGGCGACAAUUGCUCAUCUUCCACCGAUCCAUCUUCUUCUACUUCCCCUUUUAUAACUCCAUUCCCAAACCCAAACCCGAAUCCAAACCCAAACCCGAACUCGCCUGUUCUCGGAUCUUCUCCUCCAGCUCCACCUGAUUCAUCAUCAUCACCAAACCCAUCUACUCCUAUUUCCCCAAAUCCGCCGUCGCCGAUCAUUAAUCCGAAUCCACCUCCUCCGUCUACGCCUAAUCCGAAUCCGAAUCCUCCGCCGCAAUUCUCACCUCCUCCGCCGGAUUCUGAAACAACCACCGCACCUCCUCCGCCUUCAACGGAUAUACCAAUCCCACCACCACCUCCAGCACCAGUAUCGGCAUCUCCACCGUUAACUCCGCCGAGCUCCGUCGUCACUAGUCCUGCUCCUGUGCAUGCCAAGCUAGUCAACGACUAAAGACCAAAACUUUGUAAAUUCCGACAUUUUUUUACUUCUCAUUUCCCAGUUCUUGAACUUGAUUCGUUUGUUUUUUGUUAUUUCUAAAUUAGAUCAUUUUCUCUAACCUUUAAUAUUUAAAUCAAGUUGAAAUUUAUUCGGAUUUUCAUUAAUCUUAUGUUAUACUUCACUGAUCCGAUCGAAUGUUAAAACUUUCUUUUGUUUUGUUUACUAAUUGCAGUGAUGUUAUGGGGACUGAGUUGUCUACUUCUAUCAUUAUCAUAAGAUUUAUGACCAAAAAAUGAAUAUUGUUUUGAGUUUAAGUUUUUGCUUGUUUUAACUUUGAAGUUAAUUAAAAUAGUAUCAUUGUCUUAA
Arabidopsis lyrata subsp. lyrata is the source of this 1057-nucleotide messenger RNA. RefSeq names its product vegetative cell wall protein gp1. Bases 158 to 703 code for a protein of 181 amino acids. NCBI's taxonomy places the organism in Eukaryota, Viridiplantae, Streptophyta, Magnoliopsida, Brassicales, Brassicaceae. The record is from RefSeq and is a predicted model, not a curated record. The transcript has a single exon.